Bursaphelenchus xylophilus (pine wood nematode) is the source of this 261-nucleotide messenger RNA. NCBI's taxonomy places the organism in Eukaryota, Metazoa, Nematoda, Chromadorea, Rhabditida, Aphelenchoididae. The record is from the annotation of a GenBank genome assembly.
AUGCAAGAGGACUGUGCUCAAUUAAUUAAAAUUGGUAAAUCUUUGUGGGAUAAAGGUCACGGAGCAUUUGCUAGUUAUGCCAGAGAUUUAAUCAAGGCUCUUGAAAAAGACGUAAGUACAAAUUUGAAACAUGAACGGCCCGUGAGUUUUUAGCAUGACCCAUGCUUCGUGGAGAUAGUAAAGUGUUACAGAAAACAACUUGGAAGCGCCACAUACGUGAUUACUGCCGACGAAUGUUGCAAUGAGUGCCCGAACAAGUAA